UGUUGUUAAUGAAUUGUAAAUCUCAAGCUUGCAGCACCCGCCGCUCAAAGUCUCCCUUUUUUUACUUCAGCUUAUCUUCACAUUGUUGGCUCAAGCCUAUCUAGGUUUCUGCGCAUUUUUAGCUCGUAGUUUACAGAAACACAGAAGAGCUGAAUUUAUAGCACUUGAGCUCAGGUGGAGCUCACUGAUUCUGAUUUUAUUAUGGUUAUAUGCAGUAGGUGUGAUAGCAAUUCUGUGUUUGCUAUCAGGCUGGCAGUCAAUAAUUAGCCUGAUACUGGAGACAAACAUUAUUUCACUCUGUGUCUCUUUGUGUGUAUCUGUGUAUGUUCAGUAUAAAGUAUGUGCGUGUGAUGAGGCAAGCACUUCUAGACAAUGAACAGAUACUUUCAGAAAAUGAACAGACAUAAUAGGGGCAUGGGAAAAAAUACGUUAGGCCCUAUUAGGCCCACCCACAGUGAGCUGGCCAGCCUAUCUCUGUCCUCCUCGAUCAUAUCCAGUCCAGAGUUCAUCUAUCGUUUACUCUUGCUGUCAAGCUAUUCGACUCUCCUUUCUACCUCAGCUACUAGUUUGUCUCUCAGAAGAUUCCCUUUUUUGUUGGAGACUGGCAGGACGAGGAACGUUGAUUGUGGCUUGAUGAGCACAUUGCCUGACUGAGAUGUCAUGUGGAGUAGCCGCCUGCCCUGGGGUGCCAGGAGAUUACACAAUCUACGGAGUUUAACUCUCACUGCUUUUUUGCCGUAGCAGGAGUCCUAUGGGAAGGGUGAAUACCGCAGCAGCAUAGAAAUCUGAAGCAUCUUGAAUUCAGCUAAGAGGGUCUGAUGUUACCUUGUUCCAUCUACCACCUUCAGCCAAUAAGAGGUGGAGCUGACAGCGAGGACUGAAAUGACUUGAUUCACAUACGCUGCUUUAACGCAUUGCUCAGAAUGUUAUUUUUAGGCAGUUUUUACAGUGUCUAUAGGAACAUAGACAUAUGAAAAGUUUAUAUUUGUUUUUAAAGUGUUUACUUCUGUCCUAAUUGAUCCAUGUUAUUCACCAACAAUCUUACCUGUUUGGAAAUGUGUUCAAUGUUAUUUCUGAGUACAAUGCUAUUUACCCACUUUGUGAGUAAUCAUUCCUACAUGUAUUGUCAGUAGUUUUAUGAUGGGCUUAAGCAUAUUGACAAAGCCUAAGGUAAAUGUGUUUUAACAGUAGCGGCAUGACGAGAACUGCAGGCAUGAUGCUGCUGCUGAACUCCUCAGGUUUGGAGGACGUGUCGGGGAACAGCAGUCACACUGGACUGGAUAAUGUGGAGCAGAUUCUAGUCCCAGUACUAGACGGCCUAAUUCUGGUACUGGGAGUUGUAGGACACACCAUGGUUAUAAUCAUCCUGUGUGGACGGAAAAGAGGUGCAGGGGGACAUGCUGGACAAGCUCCCCAAAACUCACUAACAGGCACAGGGACGGACAUCCUCCUGCUGGCUCUGAGUGCCGCAGACCUGCUGUUACUCUCCAUGCUUCCCUUCCACACUACUGCCAUAGCCAUGCAGCAAUGGCCGUUUGGGGACUUCAUGUGCCGUCUGGUGGGCUUCCUGGGAUCAGCCUGCUCGUCAGCCAGUGCCUUCACUCUGGCCGCACUGGCCGUGUCUCGCUAUCUGACUGUGGUGAAGCCCGCCAGAGCUUACUGCCUCCUGUCCCCUCGCCGGGUGUCUGUAGCUGCCACACUGCUCUGGGUCCCUGCAUGCUCCCUUGCUGCUCCCCAGCUGGUUUUCCGCUCAGUGGGAACCCCAAAACGAGCACCUGAUGGCCUCGCCUGCUUUGCAUUCCGGUCUCACCAAGACCAGCUGAUCUACGGACUGUUGCACUUCUUCGUGGCGUUCCUGCUUCCACUGGUUACUAUUGCUGUGGCAUACGGCAGCAUCUACGUGUUCCUGUGGCGGCGUCAACAAGUUGGCAGGACGCCUCAAGUGGAGCGUUACCAGAACAAAGUGACCAAGACCUCAGCCAUGCUGGUGCUGGCUUUCACCCUGUGCUGGAUGCCAUCCUACGGCCUGACACUGGCCUUACUUGCAACAAAAAGCUCAGGAGCCACAGGGGCCUCGCCACGUUAUGGGGCUUUCACUGUGUUUGCACGCCUCAUGGCAACUUCCUCUACAGUGAUGAACCCCAUCCUGUAUGUGCUGAUGUCCCAAAAGUUCAGAGAAGAUCUACUGAGGCUAUUCAAGAGGAAAGUGCAGAGAGACACAGGGUCUGUGGCUAUGACUGAUGCAUGAACGAAUUACUACUUUGAUGAAACUACCUGACACACAAACACUGAGCAAACCUGGCAACUAGGAAUUACAAUAAAACAUUUACAAGCGCACAACAUCAUUGGCUCUUUACAACACUAACUGUCAGUCUGGACACUUGACCUGAAAAUUACUGCUCUGUAGCUCUGUAGAAGGAGAAAACAAUUCUGAAUCACGCAUUCAUUGUAAAACAGAUUCAAGUAAACGCACUUUGGUAAAACAUUAACGAAGCACCUGUGUUUUGUUGCGCUGAGAUAAGGCAAAUGAAGGUCUAUAUAACUCUCAUCCUGUUUUUAUUGGUAUACACCCUGUUCUCAAAGCACAGAUCAGGCAUAACAUUAUGUCCACAUUCCUAAUACUGUAUAGAUGUUUCCUUGUGCCUCCGAAACUGUUGUGACUCAUCAGAGAAUGGACAUGGGUCUUCUGAGGAUGUCCUGUGGUAACAGGAUGUUGUUAGUGGGGGUCUUUGGGUCCUGUGGGUUGAGGGGAGGGGCCUCUGUGGAUCACCUACAGAUACUUGAUCAGUUCGGGAUCUAGUGAAUUUGGAGGUAUGUGAUGUCCUGUGAUGAGUGAAAGUAUUUGGGGGAAACACCUUUCUCACCAGGAGGACUGAUGCUGACAACUGCGGUUCUUUAUCAUUCACAAGAAAGUGGCGUGACCAUAAAUGACUUGUGAGAGAGGGAGAUAAAUAACCAGGACUGAUGAAAAAACA
Molecule: messenger RNA, 2975 nt
Organism: Mugil cephalus (flathead mullet)
Lineage: Eukaryota; Metazoa; Chordata; Actinopteri; Mugiliformes; Mugilidae
Product: delta-type opioid receptor-like
Exons: 1
Coding region: 1175-2248 (357 amino acids)
Biological process (GO): G protein-coupled receptor signaling pathway
Cellular component (GO): plasma membrane
Molecular function (GO): G protein-coupled receptor activity
Source: RefSeq, a predicted model, not a curated record